UUACACCGUGGCCACUGUCUUUCAUCUUCACCGGAUAUAUUUGCUGAAGAAUGUGACAACUUGAGAGGAGUCUUCUUGGAACUGAAGUACCCAGAGAAGCUCAUUAAUUCUACCAUAACUAGAUUCAUCGAGUCGCGAAAUCAACAGCAGGUUCGCGAUGUUCAAAGAAAUGCACCCGUUCGGAUUAUUCUGCCAUUCAAGGAUCAAAGAUCAGCCGACAUUGUACGUAGACAGCUGUCCGAUCUUGGAAAGAAAAUAAACAGUGAUAUACGCCCAGUUUUCACAAGCAAGAAAAUUGCCGACGACAUCAGAGUAGCUGAAGCCAAACCACCGUUAAUAAAUCAACAAUGCGUUGUUUACAAAUUCAAAUGUGAUCUGUGUGAUGCGGAUUAUGUUGGUUAUACUCGCCGACACCUUUUCCAACGCAUUGAUGAACACAAGCAGCUACAACUCAGCUAUUGGAAAACACCUGCGUGA
Porites evermanni is the source of this 477-nucleotide messenger RNA. The record is from the annotation of a GenBank genome assembly. NCBI's taxonomy places the organism in Eukaryota, Metazoa, Cnidaria, Anthozoa, Scleractinia, Poritidae.